UUUUCAUAACCUAAAAUGUCGGAAACCUCACAUCCAUCUCGCGAUCCAAAAAAUCUCAGCGAACCAUUCGCAGUCAUCGAAUUUCUCGAGAAAAACGAAAAAGGGCUACCAUGCAUUGAUUUGGUGCCGAAAAAAUGGUUUAAUAGUGCAGAAGAAGACACCUGUAAAUUCCCACCGACAACUGAAUAUCAUCUACUUGACGACUACUUGGAAAAAUUGCACUCGCCCAAGGACUCUUGGCAAAGUUAUCCAUUUUGCUUCAUCACCGGAGCAGCUGAUUUGGAUCAGGGUCGCAGAAGAUUAAAAAAGGCCCAAGUAACUCUCAACUGUGAGACAACCGAUGGUGAAAAUGAUCGAAAGGGGGGGAGGUCCGAAACUUCCUCGAAAGCAAAAAUUUCAGCAAAACCCUUAACUGCAUCAAAGUCUCAACUAAACAACAUCUUUAGUACUAAAAUCCCGAUUCCACCUAGAAAUCAAACUCCAAAGUCUGGUAUACAAGCAAAACCAAAGACAAGAUUUCAAAGCAUUUACCAGAGUGGAUCUGACUCUGAAGACGAAAAUCAUGAUUGUCUUAUAGCUAAUCCUGAGGAGAUUCGAGCCUCAAAGGCUCAAAAUAAUUCUGGCUUUUUGCAAAUGUCGAGUAAAUCGCGAUCUGUACCAACAGGUGCAUGUUUAUCAUUUAAACAGCGGUCAAGGAAGAAUAUUACUUUGCUUAAAGACGUCGAAACUGAUGAAUCUGAGAGCAAUGAUUCCUCCGAUGGAAUUCUGCAGUCACCUACAAAAUCGAUGGACUCAGCGAGAAAUACAAGAAAAGAACUUCAUUUGACACCUCCUUCACCACUAGUCCAUAACGCUUCAGGUAACCGAAAAAGGCGUGCAUCGUCUACUACACGCGCUGAAGACGGAUUGAAUUCGAUUGUGAGCCCAGGAACUCCAAAAACUUCACGAUCAAUGAUGGUACCCCCUGCUAAGAUGCCAAAAAUGCUGGGACCACAAAACCAGUUGUCAUCUAGUCAUUAUGCUGAUAAUGAACGUCGAAUCCUGAACUCCCUUCGAGAUUACUUUGAUCAGCAAUUAGAUGAAAAGCUCGAAAAUUUAAGACGCAGGAUGGCUUACGAUUUAAAGCAGUCUAUGAAUGAGCUCAAGACCACAAUCAUUGGCACUAAUCUAGCCCCAGCUUCUGGUCCUAGCUUGCUUGAAAUACAGAAGCAGAUGUCUACGCCACUACCAUUUGAAAUGGAUGAUAAGUUCCAGGAAUACGAAGCGAUAUUGACAACGGACCCAAAUCUCGUAGAAACACUGCGAUUAUUCAUGAGAGUUUUGAUAAGCAAUAAAAAAGAGAUGAAAAUAUGUGUUUCCACUAUCCUAUCUGCGGUUCUGAGGAAGACAGUGUCACUGCACUAUUCUGGUUACGGAAAUAAGGAAGCUGGCGGAAAGAAAAAGAAAAAUUUUUAUAACACUACAGUAUGCAAAGUACUGAUUGAUGUGAUAAUUGAGGUAAUAGGAUCCAGCACUGAUGAGAAGAAGAUAAUGUCAGAAGUAAGUACUUGGUUGUCACGUUCUGGCGAUCGAGAGGGUGGGCGUAAGGAACGACAACGCGGGUCAAGUCAUCAUAACGAGAAUAAUUCAGUUUGUUCCUUUGAUACCAAUCGAUAAUACUUCAUUUUUCCGGGAUAAAUGGAAUUGUAAAAUCACUGUGUUAAUAUGACUCCAUUAGUUCAUUUUCGUAAUUGUAUUAGUUGUGAUAUUCUUGAUAAAAGGUACGAUUAAUAGGAAAAGUUUAUAUUAUCAAUAUAUUUUUAUCGCGAGGCGUUUCAUUGGGCAGAAUAUAUAUUAAUAUAUGAAUAUUGUUUAGUAUUCGGCUGUCAUUGAAGUAUUAAUUAUAUUUAUUAUAUUUCUCCUGGCGAGGUCGGAAAUCCAGAAGAUGGAAAUAACAAUUGGAAAAUGUGAUGUAUCUUAGCAUAAUAAAGUAUUUUCUAUGUCAUUUCCUCAUAAGUUAGAUCACGGGAAUAAAUAUCCGUUGUUGGUUCAGGGAUUAAAUAUUAUGUCCAAAAGUUUAAAGGGAAAAAUAAUAAGUGGAUUUUUAAUUUUUAAGAAAAAUUCUAAUGAAAGUAAUUUCAGCCAUUGAGAGCUGU
Messenger RNA from Diachasmimorpha longicaudata, 2135 nucleotides. RefSeq lists its product as uncharacterized. The transcript is spliced from 6 exons. The coding region runs from base 16 to 1656 and encodes 546 amino acids. The record is from RefSeq and is a predicted model, not a curated record. NCBI's taxonomy places the organism in Eukaryota, Metazoa, Arthropoda, Insecta, Hymenoptera, Braconidae.